AUGAAGUUCACUUCACUUCUCGCGGUCGCCCUUCUCGCUGGCGGAGCAGCGGCCCAACUGGGAACGUACGACGUUGAUGAGCUUGCCACCCGCGAAUUCGACGACGAGUUGGAGCUCACUGCUCGUGAAUUCGACGACGAGAUUGCACUCGCUGCUCGUGAAUUGCACGAAGACCUUGCCCUUCGCUCCCUCUACCAUGUCAAGCGUCAAGCCGAGGAUCAUGCUGAACUGAUUGCACGAGCCGUUGACAUCCUCGACAACGCCCUUUACCGCCGCUGGGGCUCUGGCCGCUAUGUGAUCGAUGACCACACCUACCAUCGCGAAGUCAAGCCCAGAAUCCUCUCUGAAAUGAGGAAGCUCAAGUCAUUCACGAGCAAGUGCGGUUCCAACCCCGACUUCCACGUCGAGCGCGACGGAACCGUCUACCCGAGCUCUAGGAAUGAUAAGAAGGGACAAUGCACCAAGAGAGCCUUCAGCAUCAAUAUGCAUGAUCUGCUCUCGAGCUACGUCCAGCGCAGCCGAUCGCCGUCGCCAGCAGGCAAACGCAAGCGCGAUCUCGAGAACCUCGAGGACCUUGAUUAA
Cyclocybe aegerita is the source of this 582-nucleotide messenger RNA. The record is from the annotation of a GenBank genome assembly. NCBI's taxonomy places the organism in Eukaryota, Fungi, Basidiomycota, Agaricomycetes, Agaricales, Hemipholiotaceae.